Messenger RNA from Musa acuminata AAA Group (dessert banana), 1100 nucleotides. Its product is annotated as MADS-box transcription factor 6-like. Gene Ontology annotation, molecular function: DNA-binding transcription factor activity, RNA polymerase II-specific; protein dimerization activity; RNA polymerase II cis-regulatory region sequence-specific DNA binding. Gene Ontology annotation, biological process: positive regulation of transcription by RNA polymerase II. The transcript has 8 exons. Gene Ontology annotation, cellular component: nucleus. The coding region runs from base 108 to 836 and encodes 242 amino acids. The record is from RefSeq and is a predicted model, not a curated record. Lineage: Eukaryota; Viridiplantae; Streptophyta; Magnoliopsida; Zingiberales; Musaceae.
UUAUUAUAUUCCCUUCUCCUCGCCAAGAGCAACACAAACCACACCGGAGAAGGAAGGUUUGGAGAGAGGGGAAGCAGAUAGGAGUGGUAGUCGUAUAAGGGAAGGAUAUGGGGAGGGGACGAGUUGAGCUGAAGAGGAUCGAGAACAAGAUCAACCGGCAGGUGACCUUCUCCAAGAGGAGGAAUGGGCUGCUCAAGAAGGCGUACGAGCUGUCCGUCCUCUGCGACGCCGAGGUCGCGCUCAUCAUCUUCUCCAGCCGUGGCAAGCUCUACGAGUUCGGCAGCGUUGGAAUGAGCAAAACAUUGGAGCGAUAUCAACAUUGGUGUUAUGCAUCCCAAGAUCCUAAUGUCGUUAAUCGCGACAAUGCUCAGAACUGGUGCCAAGAAAUGUCCAAGUUGAAGGCAAAGUUCGAGUCCCUCCAACGCUCCCAGAGGCAUUUGCUGGGGGAAGACCUUGGUCCUCUGAGUGUAAAAGAACUGCAACAAUUGGAAAGACAACUCGAGUCUGCACUCUCACAGGCCAGGCAAAGAAAGAGUCAGUUGAUCCUGGAGCAGAUGGAAGAACUUCGUAAGAAAGAGCGCCAUCUUGGGGAGAUAAACAAGCAGCUUAGAGACCAGAUUGAGGUAGAAGGUGCCACCUUGAAAGCCUUUCAGGGCUCAUGGUGUUCUGAUGCAAUGAUAGGAAGCAAUGCAUUUGCUGCACAGCCAUCACACUCCGCCGGCAUGGACCGCGAACCGAUGCUUCGUAUAGGGUAUCACCAGUUUGUUCCUGCUGAUGCUGCGAUUCCCAGGAACCCAAUUGGGGAGAACAAUUUCAUGCUGGAAUGGGUUCCCUGAAGGGAUGAAGAAGGAGAUGCCUGCAGCGGUCCCCAUCAUCUCCAUGCAUAAGUCUCACUCUCCUUGUCUGGUUGUUUCCUACAUUUAUGUUCUGUAUAAUACUUAAUCAACGUUGAAGCCCUUAACCCUGCAUGACGUUGCGCUGUUGGUGUAGAACAUCCUGUGUUGCUGCUACUGUAAGUUGUCUUUACUGUGUUUGCGAAACUAUAUAUCUAGUGUUUGUGGGUGCAGCUGCUUGUGCUAAAUAUCUGCAUCCAAUUUCUA